Messenger RNA from Megalops cyprinoides (Indo-Pacific tarpon), 948 nucleotides. RefSeq names its product DNA-directed RNA polymerases I, II, and III subunit RPABC2. Gene Ontology annotation, biological process: DNA-templated transcription. The transcript is spliced from 5 exons. The record is from RefSeq and is a predicted model, not a curated record. Bases 158 to 541 code for a protein of 127 amino acids. Gene Ontology annotation, cellular component: RNA polymerase III complex; nucleus; RNA polymerase I complex. Gene Ontology annotation, molecular function: DNA binding; DNA-directed RNA polymerase activity. Lineage: Eukaryota; Metazoa; Chordata; Actinopteri; Elopiformes; Megalopidae.
AAGUUCGUCAGUGCGUGGUGGUUAGUAGAAAACGUUCAGCGUGUUUUUAAACUUAGCUUUAUUUAAGAAUAACUUUAACACUCAGCAACUGAUUUGAUCUGCUGAGAAGAAUAGUUCUUAAGCUACUGUUUGAAACAGCGGCAGGGAGAGGGGAAACAUGUCAGACAACGAGGAUAACUUUGAUGAUGGAGAUUUCGAUGACGUUGAAGAAGAUGAAGGACUGGAUGACCUGGAGAAUGUGGAAGAUGAAGACCAGGAGAAUGUGCAGAUACUGCCAGCAGGGGAGGGGCAACAGGCGAACCAGAAAAGAAUCACCACCCCCUACAUGACCAAGUACGAGAGAGCCAGGGUUCUGGGGACCCGUGCACUGCAGAUAGCAAUGUGUGCCCCAGUAAUGGUGGAGCUGGAAGGAGAAACUGACCCUCUUCAAAUUGCCAUGAAGGAGCUCAAGAGCAGAAAGAUCCCUAUCAUCAUCAGGAGGUACCUGCCGGAUGGGAGUUACGAGGACUGGGGCUGUGACGAGCUUAUCAUCACAGACUGAGACGGUUCAACUUGAACUAAACUGCAGCAAGACUGCACCAGAACAGCAACAGAAGCUCCUCUCAGACUGCCAAGCAGAACCAGAGUCACCCAGCUGCACUGACUGAACACUCGAGACAUUGCUGAGCUGAUGCACAGAGGCAUGUAGUGAACCAGAGAAACCCAUUCCCCUUCAUCUAUAUGGACUGAGAUGUGUGCUGGUGCUGUGCAGCUGUCUGUCGUGUGCUGAAGCUUAUCUCCCAUAGAGACCAGUACAUUUUUAAGUGAGAGCAGCUGUUUGUAAUUGCAGCUAUCAUCCACAAGAGGGACUUGUAAAUCAAAAAAAAACUAAACGCACCACUUGCAUCUAUGUUGUUUGAAUUUGGUGUGCGUUUGACCAUACUUUUGAGUUUUGAAAAAAGUUUUGAA